Astrephomene gubernaculifera is the source of this 1091-nucleotide messenger RNA. NCBI's taxonomy places the organism in Eukaryota, Viridiplantae, Chlorophyta, Chlorophyceae, Chlamydomonadales, Astrephomenaceae. The record is from the annotation of a GenBank genome assembly.
GAUGAGCAUUUGAGUGCUGAUGCAGGGCAGCGGGGCAUUUGCCAGCGCUGGACCCUGUGCUUCAUAUAAGCAGCUGCUGGGGGGUGCACGUGGGUCUCAUGGACGGCUGCUGCAGCAGCUCCCGGUGGUGGGGAAGGCGGGGCCAUGUGGUGCGGCACGUGACGUCGUGUUCGCAAUGGCGUCAGUCGUCGUACCCCUCUAGUUGCUGGAGGCAGAGCCGAACGGCUGCAACCUGGCAUCUCCGGCUCGGCAGCACCGGUGCCAGGGGGACAAGCUAAACACAUCCUGGCAGCAGCAGCAGCCAGCAGCAGCCAGCAGCUCUGCACCCUGGGUUAACGUGGCUGGAGGCAUGUGGCUGCCCCCAGCAGAGGGGUGCGGGUGCUGCGGUGCGGCCUGGCGCGCUGACGGAUCGGAGGGGCAGCGGUGGCCGCAAGGCAUGCCAGCCGCAGGUUGGUGCGGCGUCCGCCGAGGGCGGAGCGGCGUGGAGGCGUUGCCGUACGCACAUAGUGCUGCAAGGCGUGCGGCCGGACCUGCUAGCGGUAAGCCCGUGAGGCGGCUGCUAUUUGUCAAGAAAACUGGUCGCGAGGCGGAACGUACUGUGAUUGCUGCUGUAUGUGGGUGGGUAGCCGCUUGCCAGCCCGAGGCUGUGGCCUGGGUAUGUACGGCUGUCCUGUACGAGAGGCGGCGGCUGGGGCAGGGCAGUUGACCCCCGCGGCGGUAACCACAUGCGACACGCAGCAGCUACUUAGGGCGCCGGGUAGGGCGGGGGAUGAGGCGGGGAGGUGCGGGGGUGAGAGGAAGGAAACUGACGAACUGUAUGAUGAGGCUUCACCAUGGGUUGCUAAUUGAACCCGGCCCAUCCCACACCACCCGAAUUAGUCAAGCCAAAACAACAAAUGGGCUUACCGUAAAGAUGAGACUUAUUGCAGCCAUGGGCAUCCGCGAUGGGAGACGCCGGGUAGCGUAGAUGGCGCAUCGAGGGGGGUCGGCCACGCCGACAGUCCGUAGAUACCACAACCCACGCAGCGACAGCCCGAUGACCGAGAGUGGGGUAAAAGUAAGGAAACUGACGAACUGUAUGACCGAGAACG